AUGUUCAACGUCAAGCGGCUCUUUCUCGCCGCCUCGCUGAUGGUGGGCGCUACCAUGAUGUUUGCGCAGCCCGCUGAAGCCGCCAAGGGGCCCAAGAUCACCCACAAGGUCUAUUUCGACAUCCAGCACGGCGACGAACCCCUUGGACGUAUCGUCAUGGGUCUCUACGGCAAGACUGUCCCCAAGACGGCCGAGAACUUCCGUGCCCUGGCAACGGGAGAGAAGGGGUUUGGCUAUGAGGGUUCUACCUUCCACCGCGUCAUCAAGCAGUUCAUGAUCCAGGGCGGCGACUUCACCAAGGGCGACGGCACCGGUGGCAAGUCCAUUUACGGUGACAAGUUCCCCGACGAGAACUUCAAGCUUAAGCACUCCAAGAAGGGCCUGCUCUCCAUGGCCAACGCGGGCAAGGACACCAACGGCUCGCAAUUCUUCAUCACCACCGUCGUCACAUCCUGGCUCGAUGGCCGCCACGUCGUCUUCGGCGAGGUCCUCGAAGGCUACGAUGUCGUGGAGAAGAUUGAGAACGUCGAGACCCAGCCGGGCGACAAGCCCACGAAGACGGUCAAGAUCGUCAAGAGCGGAGAGCUGGAGGUUCCCCCUGAAGGUAUCCACGUUGAGCUUUAA
Molecule: messenger RNA, 624 nt
Organism: Parathielavia appendiculata
Lineage: Eukaryota; Fungi; Ascomycota; Sordariomycetes; Sordariales; Chaetomiaceae
Exons: 3
Coding region: 1-624 (207 amino acids)
Biological process (GO): protein folding; protein peptidyl-prolyl isomerization
Molecular function (GO): peptidyl-prolyl cis-trans isomerase activity
Source: RefSeq, a predicted model, not a curated record